GACCUUCGUGCGAUUAACAACAUGAUACUUACACGAAAAGUUGGGAAGAGACUUUUAGCAGAUGAUUCACCAGAAGAAGAGGGCUCCCCACCUAAACAGCCUGCUCCAGCAGUUGUAGCUCGGAAAUUACAAAACUUGCUUGGAGAUCGAAUGGGGCAGACACAAGACUGAUGGUUGAGCGUGCUAUGAAUUCCUACUUGCACUUUUUUCUCUAUUCACCCUUAUUAUAUUUAUACACGAAUGGACAGAAUAGUUAUUUACUUGUUGAAGUUUGGUUUUGAAUUUACAACUGACAGUUUCAGUUUCCUUUUUUGUUUUUGCUAUUGUGGGUUGGUUGAUUUGUGUGUUGUGUGUGAAUGACAGCUAUUUCUAUGAUUGCUAUAAGUCUUAGUAUUUGAAAAAGAAAUUUCUCGAAGUUCAUUGCUUAACUAGAUAACUUGAUGAGACAAAAGUUCAGUGCUGUACUAUACAUAUAUAUUAUAUAUGUACAUGAAGAUUUAUUUUCAUUAAAGCACUGGUCUGACUUUGUUUUAAUUUUUCACUGUAAUGCCAUGUAUAACGGCAUCAUGCAAAGAGCUUUUGUGAUCUUUCUCUAUAAUUGCAGGAUUUAACAUCCUUUUCAUAACUGAAGAAACAGUAUAUGAUACUGUUAACAAUUAUACUGAUCAAAUUUUACUAAUUUGUAUUAAUAAAUAUUGUAAAAUGGAGCAUGUUUCUCUGUUUCAAAAUUCAUAGAAAUGCUCACUUGCACCAUUCACGAUAUUCCAAUAAGUAUAAGAAUAUAUAUUGGUAAAAAUAUUUAUCAUGUAGUGUUUAAC
Gryllus bimaculatus (two-spotted cricket) is the source of this 818-nucleotide messenger RNA. Lineage: Eukaryota; Metazoa; Arthropoda; Insecta; Orthoptera; Gryllidae. The record is from the annotation of a GenBank genome assembly.